CCGGCGUGCCCCGCGGCUUACGACUCCCGGCGUGCCCCGCGGCUUACCCGCCGGAUACAUUGUGCUCGGAGACGGACUACAACUCCCGGCGUGCCUCGCGCCUGCGCCAUAGGGGCCGGGGCACGUGGAGGGGGGGUCCUGGCAGAGCCCUCCCCCACCCUUGCACCAUGCGCCUCUCGGCUCUGCUGGCCGCGGCGCGGCUGCGCCUCCCCCAUGGCUACCGGCACGGGACGUGGCGCCCCGAAACUGCCGCUGCCCAGCGCCGAAACCCCCCCGGCCUGCGGCGCCGCAAGGUCUUUGUGGAACCCAUCGCCUGGGAGGACUGGAAGGUGUUUCGGGGGGACACAGUCCAGGUCCUCGUUGGGAAGGAUGCGGGGAAGCAGGCGAUGGUCACCCAGGUCGUGAGAGCACGCAACUGGGUGGUGGUGGAAGGGCUGAACACGCACUACCGGUACGUCAACCGCACCACCAAGUACUCCGGGACCUACAUCGCCAGCGAGGCGCCGCUUUUGCUCAACCAGAUCUCCUUGGUGGACCCCGAAGACCGGAAGCCAACGGAGGUGGAAUGGCGUUACACGGAGGAGGGUGAGCGUGUCCGCGUCUCCGUCCGCAGCGGCCGGAUCAUCCCUUUGCCGCUGCGGCAGCGCCGGGAUAGAAUCGUUCCGGAGCAGUGGAUUGAUGGCCCGAAGGACACGUCGGUGGAGGACGCACUGGACAAGACCUAUCUGCCAUCGCUCAAGACCUUUGAGGAGGAGAUCAUGGACGCCAUGGGGAUUGUGGAGACGCGUAGGGCCAAGAAAUCGUACUGGUAUUAACUGGGAGGACUGGGUUGGGCAAUAAAGAUGCCUCUUUGGUUUGG
Cuculus canorus (common cuckoo) is the source of this 859-nucleotide messenger RNA. RefSeq names its product mitochondrial ribosomal protein L24 (gene MRPL24). Gene Ontology annotation, cellular component: ribosome; mitochondrion. The transcript is spliced from 6 exons. Gene Ontology annotation, biological process: translation. NCBI's taxonomy places the organism in Eukaryota, Metazoa, Chordata, Aves, Cuculiformes, Cuculidae. The record is from RefSeq and is a predicted model, not a curated record. Bases 168 to 815 code for a protein of 215 amino acids. Gene Ontology annotation, molecular function: RNA binding; structural constituent of ribosome.